GGCCGCCAUGUGGGCCUCCGGGCCUGCUGCCGGCCCGCGACGGCUGGCCGCCGACGAGCGCGCUCGCGCUGCUCGUCAAAAUGGCGGCGGCGCCUGUCGUCUUUCGUCUUUUGUCGCAUUUCGCACACGCGCGCGCCGCGCGACCCGCGUCGCUCCGCGAGGGCAUGAGCCUUCCGCGAUUCGAUCCCGCAGCCAAAAGCUGCUCGCUCGAACCGCGGCCGACUCCGCCAUCGCGGCCGCAGCUGUUGAGCUCUCCAGAAGACUGGCUAGAAGACUGGUGCCUGAUAUGCUGCCUCCGCCCUCCCUGUGGAUGCUGCCGGCGAGCCUGGCGGACCAUCGGGUCCUUCGGCCACCAAAGCGAGAUCACCCGAGAGCAGCUGAGUCUGCCUCUGGCCUCGCCUCCCUCUCCUUCAGGCAUUCGUGGCAUCCUAUGGGUCGUCCAGAGUAUCGACCUCUGGCUUUACACCGAUCGCCAUCUCGCUGGCCUCUCCGCAAGGCCCCCCGACCGCGUCGAACUCAUCGGCGCGGGCUCUCUCGGCUACGGGACCGGCCCCAGCUUCGCCUUCGGCUGAUCGUGAUUUCUGGUUGGUCUUCAAAAAUCUC
Messenger RNA from Emiliania huxleyi CCMP1516, 603 nucleotides. RefSeq lists its product as hypothetical. The record is from RefSeq and is a predicted model, not a curated record. The annotation marks the transcript as partial. NCBI's taxonomy places the organism in Eukaryota, Haptophyta, Isochrysidales, Noelaerhabdaceae. The transcript is spliced from 6 exons.